AUGGAUCCAGCAGUCCAACGGUUGCUCACUGACAAGCUCUAUGAUAAGAGAAAGCAAGGGGCUCUUGAGCUUGAGCGGUUUAUCAGAGAGGCCAGUGCGGCCAAAGAGCAUGACAAGAUCCGGAAGACGAUUGACCAACUCUGCCAUGACUAUGCCUACGCCGUUCAUCUACCACACGCCCGCAAUGGUGGACUCAUCGGUCUUGCAGCUGCGGCAAUUGCCUUGGGAUCUGAUGAGGUAGCACGCUACCUGUCCGAAAUAGUACCUCCAGUCCUGGCCUGCUUCACCGAUCAGGAUGCUCGCGUGCGGUACUACGCUUGUGAGGCAAUGUACAACAUCGCCAAAGUCGCAAAGGGAGAGAUCUUGGUCUUCUUCAAUGACAUCUUCGACGCGCUAUGCAAGCUCGCUGCCGACUCAGAACUGUCGGUGAAGAACGGUGCUGAGCUCUUGGACCGUCUGAUCAAGGACAUUGUUUCUGAGUCCGCGGCCUCUUAUGUUUCUGUGUUGAAUUUCAACGACGAGGGAGAACCAGUCGAACCUGACAAGGACAGCACCGAUCUUCCCACCACGUUUUCUCUUGCAAGAUUCAUCCCUCUUCUCGAAGAGCGCAUCCACGUCCUCAACCCGUUCACCCGAACCUUUUUGGUCUCGUGGCUUACACUUCUUGAUACCAUUCCGGACUUGGAGCUUGUACACUAUUUACCAGCAUUUCUCGGUGGGCUUUUCAAAUUCCUCGGCGACCCGAAUCGCGAUGUGUAUGUCGCGACACAAGGAUUGCUCGAACGCUUUCUCAGCGAGAUUAAGAAGAUCGCCAAGGUCAAGAAGGAUAUCGCAGAAAGUCGCAGGAGUCGCGCGGGCAAGCGGAGGCCGGCCUCGGUCGCAGACAGUACCACUGCAGGUGGCAGUCAAUCAAAUGAGAAUGCCAUCGAUGACUCAGAAUCAGGGACAGCGCUAGAAGAACCCAAUGAGCCCGCGGAGAGCGAUGGUGACUGGAUACCAGGCCAGGAUGCCCAAGUGGACCACGCACAAAUCCUCGACAUCUUGCUGAAAUUCGUGGACGUCUCCAAUAAAGAAGAGAUUGGAAUAGUUGCCCUGCGAUGGAUUGACAGCUUUUUCGAGAUCAGCCCGGAAGAGAUUCUCCAGUUCGUGCCUCGUCUGCUGUCACGGGUUCUACCGGCCCUGUCUGCACAAUCAGAGCAAGUCCGGACUACUGCCAGCAAGGUCAAUAGGUCGCUGAUGGAUUAUAUCCUUACUUUUCAGGAUCAGGACGAUGUUCCUCGAGACGAUCAGAGCGCCUUAGCACCCAGCGACCUCACCCGGGCAACCACUCGAGAUGGAGAAGGCUCUGACAAGAGGCAGUCAGGCGGGACCACCAAAAGUCCACCAUCUCAAGCCGAAGGUAAAAGCGAGAUUUCUCCUGAAUCGUCCGCUGAGCAAGAACCGUCGCCCCCAGAGGUCACUCCGAGGUCCACGGCGGCACCGUCGCCGCAACCUAUGGCUGAUCUAGAUUAUGCCGCCGCAGUCAAUGCUUUGACACUUCAAUUCCUGAACGAACACGAGGAGACACGAGAGGCCGCCUUGACAUGGUUGAUUAUGCUACACCGUAAGGCUCCCAAGAAAGUCCUUGCUUUCAACGACGGGACAUUUCCAGCCUUGCUCAAAACGCUCUCCGACCCUGCCGAAGCCGUUGUCACACGCGAUCUUCAGCUCCUCUCCCAGAUUUCCAAGCACAGUGAAGACGGUUAUUUUACUUCCUUUAUGGUGGCUCUGCUUCAGCUAUUCUCGACCGACCGCAAGUUGCUGGAGAUCCGAGGGAACCUGAUUAUUCGUCAGCUAUGCAUCAAUCUACAGCCCGAGCGCAUAUACAGGACGCUAGCGGAUUGCAUUGAAAAGGACGAAGACAUUGAGUUUGCGAGCAUAAUGGUUCAAAAUCUCAACAACAAUCUCAUUACUGCACCUGAACUGGCCGAGCUACGAAAACGACUUCGAAGCCCGGACAGCAGAGAAGGACAGAUGUUCUUCGUGGCUCUUUUCCGUGCUUGGUGCCACAAUGCCGUCGCCACAUUCUCCUUGUGUCUUCUGGCACAGGCAUACGAACAAGCGUACAAUCUGUUGCAGAUCUUCGCGGAUCUGGAAAUGACGGUCAACAUGCUCAUACAGAUUGACAAGUUGGUGCAGCUGCUCGAAAGUCCUGUCUUUACAUACCUGCGCCUGCAGCUCCUCGAACCCGACCGCUAUCCCUACCUCUACAAGUGUCUUUACGGCCUGCUCAUGCUGCUUCCCCAAUCCUCUGCCUUUGGGGCGCUGAAGAACCGUCUUAACAGCGUGUCAGCAAUCGGCCUGUUGCAUACUCCAGCUUCAGCGCCGACCCCGAGACCAUCGGUGGUGGGCGGCAUGUCUGCUUCGGCCCUGCCCGCAACCACCACCGGUGCCCUGAACAGCACGGUGAGCUCACGCCUCCGAACCCGCGACGCUGCCUCCGCCACAGCUAGCGAUCUGAAAUGGCCCGAACUGCUCGAAAAAUUCAAACAGACUCAAGAACGCGCAAGGCGGAGAAACGAGAGACUUCUCCGUGGAGACAUUGAUCCCGAGACCCCUGCCUCGGCCCCCGUAGAGAACGGAGGGCGAACCAGUCGCGCCAGCCUCCGUUCUGCCGGUGCUGGAGAAGGAGAAGUCUUGCGCGCGGGGAAUAGAUUGCAAAGUGGCCUUGGGAGAUCCCUGGCGCCCGGCGCGGGAUCAACUCUGAUGAAGGCGGGCAGUGGCUUGACCGUGGGCGGAUCCAGUGGCGGAGCAGGCGCUGCCGGCCCGCUUGCAAAGACGGUCGCGGGCGCAGACGAUAGAUCAGGUCCGCACAAGAGGGGCCAUAGUCUUGCGGGCUUUGGCAAGUUUGCCAGUGGGAUUGCCAGGGCUGGAGGGAGUAGGGAUCGGGACAAGAAGAAAUAG
Cladophialophora yegresii CBS 114405 is the source of this 2943-nucleotide messenger RNA. Its product is annotated as DNA repair and recombination protein RAD54 and RAD54-like protein. Gene Ontology annotation, cellular component: fungal-type vacuole membrane; PAS complex; endosome membrane. Gene Ontology annotation, biological process: phosphatidylinositol biosynthetic process; positive regulation of kinase activity. The transcript is spliced from 6 exons. The record is from RefSeq and is a predicted model, not a curated record. Lineage: Eukaryota; Fungi; Ascomycota; Eurotiomycetes; Chaetothyriales; Herpotrichiellaceae. The coding region runs from base 1 to 2943 and encodes 980 amino acids.